CCUUUCAGAGAGCCAUAAAUCCCAUCUCUAACUCAGAAAAAUACACUACCCAUAAUCCUUUGCAACUCCUGCGGAAGUCCUUUUCUUUCCUUCCGCCAUCGCCGAGGUCCCUUUUGGAUUUACAUCGGCGGUCACCAUGGCAGCCCUCAGGCCCCUCACUAAGCCCAAGAUUGUCAAAAAGAGAACCAAGAAGUUCAUCCGUCAUCAGUCUGACAGAUAUGUGAAGAUUGCGAAAAACUGGCGUAAGCCCAGAGGUAUUGACAACAGGGUCCGCAGGCGGUUCAAGGGACAGAUGCUGAUGCCCAACAUCGGUUAUGGUAGCAACAAGAAGACCAAGUACAUGCUGCCCUCCGGUUUCAAGAAGUUCCUGGUACACAAUGUCAAGGAGCUUGAGGUUCUGAUGAUGAGCAACAAGACUCACUGCGCUGAGAUCGCCCACAACGUCUCCUCAAAAAACAGGAAGGUGAUCGUGGAGAGAGCAGCUCAGUUGGCUAUCAAGAUCACCAAUCCCAACGCCAGGCUCAGGAGUGAGGAGAACGAAUAAACUGGUUCUAAAUAAACACUUUAUAAUGGAA
Messenger RNA from Notolabrus celidotus (New Zealand spotty), 575 nucleotides. RefSeq names its product ribosomal protein L32 (gene rpl32). Gene Ontology annotation, molecular function: structural constituent of ribosome. Gene Ontology annotation, cellular component: ribosome; cytosolic large ribosomal subunit. Gene Ontology annotation, biological process: translation. The record is from RefSeq and is a predicted model, not a curated record. NCBI's taxonomy places the organism in Eukaryota, Metazoa, Chordata, Actinopteri, Labriformes, Labridae. The transcript is spliced from 4 exons. The coding region runs from base 137 to 544 and encodes 135 amino acids.